Molecule: messenger RNA, 7021 nt
Organism: Globicephala melas (long-finned pilot whale)
Lineage: Eukaryota; Metazoa; Chordata; Mammalia; Artiodactyla; Delphinidae
Gene: PTPRO
Product: protein tyrosine phosphatase receptor type O
Biological process (GO): regulation of glomerular filtration; negative regulation of canonical Wnt signaling pathway; podocyte differentiation
Cellular component (GO): plasma membrane; GABA-ergic synapse; glutamatergic synapse
Molecular function (GO): Wnt-protein binding; protein tyrosine phosphatase activity; cadherin binding
Source: RefSeq, a predicted model, not a curated record
CCCCACAGAACUCUGCGUCCCAGGGACUGUGGAAGAGGUUGGGGCGGAGCCUGGAGUGGGGCUUGGGAAGCUGCUGUCACUUUUAUGAGUCCGCAGCCCACAGUGAGAGUAUCUCUGCUGCCAGACGACCGCGGAGGCUGGGCGCAGGGCCCCCGCCUCUCGCUCACCGCGCGGCAGCCGCGGCGGCGGCAGCGGAGCCUCGCCCACUCCAAUCCGCACCCUCUCCAUCCUUAGCUGUUAGAGAACAGCAGCACCUGGCACGUUCCUAGAGGACCCAGGGAGCAGAAAGCGAAAGGGAGCUGGCGCGGGGGGACUGCACAGGCAGCAUGCGCCCGCCGGGAGCAGCCUCGGCGCCCAAGGUCUGAGGCUGCAGCCCCCGUUCGCCAUUGUGAGCCGCCGAGGGAGCCAGCCGGCGCCACCGUUCCCCCGUGUCCCCGUCCACGCCGCGAUGGGGCACCUGCCCGCGAGGACGCGCGGCGGCCGCCGCCUCCUGCCUCUGCUCUGGCUCUUUGUGCUGCUCAAGAAUGCUACAACAUUCCAUGUAACUGUCCGAGAUGAUAAUAGCAUCGCUGUCUCUUUAGAAGCUUCAGAUGUCAUGAGUCCAUCAUCCGUGUAUGUGGUGAAGAUAACUGGUGAAUCAAAAAAUUACUUCUUCGAAUUUGAGGAAUUCAACAAUACUUUGCCUCCUCCCGUUAUCUUUCAGGCCAGUUAUCACGGCCUGUAUUAUGUCAUCACUCUGGUAGUGGUAAAUGGAAAUGUGGUUACCAAGCCAUCACGAUCAAUCACUGUGUUAACAAAACCUCUUCCCGUAACCAGUGUUUCAAUAUAUGACUAUAAACCUUCUCCUGAAACAGGAGUCCUGUUUGAAAUUCAUUAUCCAGAAAAAUAUAACGUUUUCACAAGAGUAAACAUAAGCUACUGGGAAGGUAAAGACUUCCGGACAAUGUUAUAUAAAGAUUUCUUUAAGGGAAAAACAGUAUUUAAUCACUGGCUGCCAGGAAUAUGUUAUAGUAAUAUCACCUUUCAGCUGGUAUCUGAGGCAACUUUUAAUAAAAGCACUCUUGUGGAGUACAGCGGUGUCAGUCAUGAACCCAAACAGCACAGAACUGUCCCCUAUCCUCCUCAAAAUAUCUCAGUUCGUAUAGUAAACUUGAACAAAAACAACUGGGAAGAACAGAGUGGCAGUUUCCCAGAGGAAUCGUUCAUGAGAUCACAAGAUACAAUGGGAAAAGACAAACUCUUCCAUUUUACUGAUGACACUGCUGAAAUUCCCUCUGGCAACAUUUCUUCUGGUUGGCCUGAUUUUAACAUCAGUGACUAUGAGACCACAUCCCAACCAUAUUGGUGGGACAGUGCAUCUGCGACUCCUGAAAGCGAAGAUGAAUUUGUCAGUGUUCUUCCCGUGGAAUAUGAAAAUAACAACACACUCAGUGAGACUGAGAAAUCGACGACCAGCUCUUUCUCUUUUUUCCCUGUCCAAAUGAUACUGAGUUGGUUACCACCAAAACCACCCACUGCAUUUGAUGGGUUCCAUAUCCACAUGGAAAGAGAAGAAAACUUUACUGAAUAUUUGACAGUGGACGAAGAGGCCCACGAAUUUGUUGCAGAACUGAAGGAGCCUGGGAAAUAUAAGUUAUCUGUUACAACCUUCAGUUCCUCAGGAUCUUGUGAAAUUCGAAACAGCGAGUCAGCAAAAUCACUCAGUUUUUAUAUCAGUCCUUCAGGAGAGUGGAUCGAAGAACUCACUGAGAAGCCCCAGCAUGUGAGUGUCCACGUUCUAAGCUCAACCACUGCCUUGAUGUCCUGGACGUCUUCCCAAGAAAACUACAACAGCACCAUCGUGUCUGUGGUGUCACUCACCUGCCAGAAACAAAAGGAGAGCCAGAGGCUAGAAAAGCAGUACUGUACUCAGGUGAACUCAAGCAAAUCUAUUAUUGAAAAUCUGGUUCCUGGUGCCCAGUACCAGGUUGUGAUGUACCUAAGAAAAGGCCCUUUGAUUGGACCACCUUCAGACCCUGUGACAUUUGCUAUUGUUCCCACUGGAAUAAAGGAUUUAAUGCUCUAUCCCUUGGGUCCUACAGCAGUGGUUUUGAGCUGGACCAGACCUUAUUUAGGAGUGUUCAGAAAAUAUGUGGUUGAAAUGUUUUAUUUCAACCCUACAACAAUGACAUCAGAAUGGACAACUUACUAUGAAAUAGCAGCGACUGUCUCCUUGACUGCAUCCGUGAGGAUAGCUCAUCUGUUGCCAGCAUGGUACUACAACUUUCGAGUUACCAUGGUAACAUGGGGAGACCCGGAACUGAGCUGCUGUGACAGUUCCACCAUAAGCUUCAUAACAGCCCCAGUUGCUCCAGAAAUCACUUCUGUGGAAUAUUUCAACAGUCUGUUAUAUAUCAGUUGGACAUACGGGGAUGACACGACUGACCUCUCGCAUUCUAGAAUGCUCCACUGGAUGGUUGUUGCAGAAGGAAAGAAGAAAAUUAAAAAGAGUGUAACGCGCAAUGUCAUGACCACAAUUCUCAGCCUGCCUCCGGGAGAUAUCUACAAUAUCUCCGUAACUGCUUGCACUGAAAGAGGAAGUAAUACCUCCAUGCUCCACCUCGUCAAGCUAGAACCAGCUCCUCCAAAAUCACUCUUUGCGGUGAAUAAAACCCAGACCUCGGUGACUUUGCUGUGGGUGGAAGAGGGAGUAGCUGAUUUCUUCGAAGUCUUCUGUCAACAAGUUGGCUCCAGUCAGGAUAUAAAACUCCAGGAACCGGUUUCUGUUUCUUCUCAUGUCGUGACCAUCUCCAGCCUCCUUCCUGCCACUGCCUACAACUGUAGUGUCACCAGCUUUAGUCAUGACAGCCCCAGUGUCCCUAUAUUCAUAGCCGUCUCAACAAUGGUUACAGAGAUGAAUCCCAACGUGGUGGUCAUCUCCGUGCUGGCCAUCCUUAGCACACUGUUGAUUGGAUUACUGCUCAUUACCCUUAUCAUUCUUAGGAAAAAGCAUCUGCAGAUGGCAAGGGAGUGUGGAGCAGGGACUUUUGUCAAUUUUGCAUCCUUAGAGCGGGAUGGAAAGCUUCCAUACAACUGGCGUAGGAGUAUAUUUGCUUUCUUAACCCUGCUACCCUCAUGUCUUUGGACUGAUUAUCUUUUGGCAUUUUAUAUUAAUCCUUGGAGUAAAAAUGGUUUAAAAAAGAGGAAACUGACUAACCCAGUGCAACUGGAUGACUUUGACGCCUACAUCAAGGAUAUGGCCAAAGACUCUGACUAUAAAUUUUCUCUUCAAUUUGAGGAGUUGAAGUUGAUUGGACUGGAUAUUCCACACUUCGCUGCAGACCUUCCACUGAACCGAUGUAAAAAUCGCUACACAAACAUCCUACCAUAUGACUUUAGCCGAGUGAGAUUAAUCUCCAUGAAUGAAGAGGAAGGUGCAGACUACAUCAAUGCCAACUACAUUCCUGGAUACAACUCACCCCAGGAGUAUGUUGCCACACAGGGGCCUCUGCCUGAAACCAGAAAUGACUUUUGGAAGAUGGUCCUACAACAGAAGUCUCAGAUUAUUGUCAUGCUCACUCAGUGUAAUGAGAAAAGGCGGGUGAAAUGUGACCAUUACUGGCCAUUCACGGAAGAACCCAUAGCUUAUGGAGACAUCACAGUGGAGAUGAUCUCAGAAGAAGGGCAGGAUGCCUGGGCCUGUAGACACUUCCGGAUCAACUAUGCUGACGAGAUGCAGGAUGUGAUGCAUUUUAACUACACUGCGUGGCCUGAUCACGGGGUGCCCACGGCCAAUGCUGCAGAAAGCAUCCUGCAGUUCGUACACAUGGUCCGACGGCAAGCGACCAAGAGCAAAGGCCCCAUGAUCGUGCACUGCAGUGCUGGAGUCGGUCGGACAGGAACAUUCAUUGCCCUGGACAGGCUCUUGCAGCACAUUCGGGAUCAUGAGUUUGUGGACAUCCUAGGGCUGGUGUCAGAAAUGCGGUCAUACCGGAUGUCUAUGGUACAGACCGAGGAGCAGUACAUUUUUAUCCAUCAGUGUGUGCAACUGAUGUGGAUGAAGAAGAAGCAGCAGUUCUGCAUCAGUGACGUCAUCUAUGAGAAUGUCAGCAAGUCUUAGUUCAGAAUCUAGACCAGACAGGACAUGAUGUGAACCCAUCCUCCCUUGCUUCCAAGAGUUUUUUGGAGGGGCUCUACUAGCCAUUUGCUAAAAAGAGCCCUGCUUUGCAGAACGUGGCCAAGAUAAUUUAUCUCAUAGAAGCAGCGGGAAGACUUAGCCUUAAAGAGCCUACAGUGUCUUUCGGACUCUCACUUCUGGACAUUCAAUAAUGGACCAAAUUCAACCGGACACCAGAAAGGUCCAGACGCUCUGCAAAGGGCAGGAAGCACAACACUUCUGAAGAGUUUCGCUGGCCCUUUGCUGGUUGGGCUGAGUUUUUUGCUGUUGUUUUUAAGUGCAAUAAUUUUUGUACGUGUGUGAUUUUAUCAGAACGUUGAACUGUUUUCUGCCCGUACUAUUGAUCAAGCUCGUAACCCAAGAAGGAUCAGGCAUAGUUGGUGUCAAAUUAUACCUCACUGUUAAAAAGAGGCAUGCCCACACAUGAAAAAAUGGCAAUUCUGCUUCAAGGAAAUUGAACCAGUGCUAUCUAUAAUCCAACAUAAGCUUACUGGAUCAGGAAUGGGGAGGGUGGAUCGGGGGAGAGAGAAAGGUUCUUCCCACAGAUCAACUGCGUAUCUUUUCCAAAUAUGAAGAGCUGUAAUUCAGCUUCAAAGUAGAGUAGAAAAACUAUUUAAGUCUUAAUUGUUCUAGUUCUUGAUGUUUUUUUCUUAUUAACGGUUCAGUGUUUCUUCCUUGGCCCUCUUGGACUAAUGUCACUGUCCAGGUUCCUUUUCAACAAACUAGAUCUGGUUCAGAAGACUUUGAAGUCUCACUCUUUAGACUCCACUGCUGUCUGAGCAAUCUUGGUGCCUAGAGUUUGCGUUCCUCUUUCUGUUGACCUGCAUACACGUAAAAGCUAUUUCUUUGCGAACUGUAGGCUGUGAACACGCACUUUCCUUCCCCCAAAGAGCUGGGAAUUUAUGAAGUUGUGGCAAUGAACUGCAGCAUGCUAGGACAAUGAUUUGCCUACAUUUUGGGGGGGGUAAUAUUGUCAAGCACCUCUAUGGAUUCUGACAGAGAUAACUUUCUGUUUUGUUUUCUUUGGGGUUGUCAGUUUCAUUUUAACCUGUGUAACUAGCAGCAACCUAUUCUUUGCAUUUUGUAUAACUGCAGUACAUAAUUGUGUCUUGUGACAUGAACACUGUCAGAAUGGACACAGAUGGCAUCCUGAAGCCUGUUACUUUGUGUCGCUUCCUGAGAAUGAAGAGGUGACGGAUAUACAAAGGAAAACAUUUUGAGUUGAAAGUAAACACAAGCUUGCUGCUUCGCUGGAGCAGUUGGCUGUCCUGAGCCUUCCUGUGUGUGUUUCAGGAGGCUGUGUCCCCCUCUCUGUGCAUCCGCCCCUCGCCCUGGAUCCCCGCUUUCCUGCGCAUCUCCAUGAAGCCAUGCACGCAGUUUCACAUUUUAUCAGUGACCUUUGUAAAGGUAAAGGAUGCCAAGUGAACAGCUCUGCACCCCACUGUCUCUUGUCACCAAGGCCUGGCCACAGCGGAGCCUGGCACAGUUCUUUGCAAGACCUGGCCAGGCAGGGAGUCUCAGGUUCUCCUCGUGGGGAGGGGGGAGGAACGGCAGAGGCUGUCCAGACCCCACAGGUUAACAGCUUGGACUCCCUGGGUGUUGUCAGCUUUGACUCGCCCCCACCUCUUCCUCCCCUUCUCACCUCCCUGCUGCCACCUUCUCUUCUCACUCCCACCCCUUUAAGUCCCUUCUUGGACAUGUUAAUAAUGUACCACUCCAUUCCCAGGAGUACAUGUGGCUAAAGAAAAGUAGCAAGUGUAUGUGUGACUUCCUUAGGUUUUCGCACACGGACAGGUCAGGAGUGAAGUAAGCAACGUUGGGUGAGCUGAUAAGACACCUGCUGGUGCAGGUGCAUUUCCCAUGUUCACAGACUGGAACUUUACUUCCCUGAAACUUAAAGCACUUUGUAAAUAUUUUAUGAUUUUCUUGAGCACCCCUUCCAGGUAGGAAUCAAAUAGUCCCAGAUCAGUUUUCCCAAAAGAGAAGAUGAAGUAUCCAGAGUUAGACGGAAGCCUCAGAGUUUAGAUGACAGAAAAGUCACACCGGGAACUUAACCAGAUCCUUCCUUCAGGGGUCUCCACAGCCGUCACUCUGUACAUCACUGGUACACCGGUGCUCCUGAAGUGUACAGUUUAUGAUGGGAAAAGCAUCUAUCUGUCUGAAGACUUGGGUUUCAAUCCCAAUAGAUGACUUUGAGAUGUAUCUGUCCUAAGUCUCCGUUGAUGAACUGUAGAAUUACCUACUAAAAGCACCAUAUUUCACAGGUGUAAAGGGUAUCAGAUCUGCUAAUUCACACAAAGGUGUUUUGUAUUUUAUUCUUUCACGUACCCUAGGGGCCCCUCAAACCAGCUUAAUUUUCACUCCAGGAUUUAACUCUAAGAAUUCAGACAGGAGGCAGCUAGGGCCUCUGUGUUUUAAUUACAGUGUUGCUUGUAAUCAUCUGUGAAGUUCUACAGUGCACUGAACAUAGAGGCACUAGCACAGGCAUUCACAGUAGCCUACAUGGUGCACAGAAAGAGCUGAAGAUUUCGGAAUAACAGAAUAUUUCACUUUGAGCGCUGCUGAGAUCAAAUUCCUUGGCUGCAAAAGCCAAUUUCUGAAGUUAAUUGAGAAACUACCAUUAGACUCUAAUUUAUACAUUUAAUAUCUAACACUAAUACAUCCAUACCUAUACAUUCAUUAUAUGGCUUUAUUUAACUUGAAAAGGAAGGAAAGGGAUGGAUGGCAACCUUUUCGGGGGGACAGUGUUCUAAUUCGGGGUCGACAAUUUUCCACUACAAAGUCAACACUGCCCCCCAAAUUUAAAAUUAGAAAAAUUAGUAAGGUUUUUUUUUUUUCAAUUCUUAUAAAAUCUUUAAUCAGAUU